AUGGGCAACGUUCUCUGCAGCUGGAAGAAGCUCGAAUGCCGUAAGCGAUCUCUUGCCGCAGAAAUCAAUCCGACCUUGAGCAAGCGCACGAAAGGAUUCGGUGAGGCGCUCGUUAGCCAGCCGUCGCCCUCUGCAACAUUUGGAUUGGGCGGUCCCCCACAACCAAAAGACGCUCCUCAACAAUCGAGCUUCGUCCAGUUCGGAAACAACAAGCUGCCCAUGUCACUGGCCAUAGUUGCUCUCGUGUGUUCGGUCCUGGUCUUAUUUGCCUUAAUCGGGGCUACAAUCUACUGCUGCUGUGCAAGCCGACGCAAAAUUCGGGCCCGCAAGGCGGCCAGAAAGGCUCGAGCUGAUGCGAGAAACAACACGCCGUACUCGGAUAACGUGGAGAUGGGUAAUUACAGCAAGCUGUCCCAGAUCGACCGCGCACCAUUCUUCCAUCGAAACCUCGACAAAUUCGACGCAGCUGACGUAGAGCUUUGUACGGGAAUCGGUGUACCACGCCAAGAGUAA
This is a messenger RNA of Cyphellophora attinorum, 513 nucleotides long. RefSeq lists its product as uncharacterized. The record is from RefSeq and is a predicted model, not a curated record. Lineage: Eukaryota; Fungi; Ascomycota; Eurotiomycetes; Chaetothyriales; Cyphellophoraceae. Bases 1 to 513 code for a protein of 170 amino acids. The transcript has 2 exons.